GGUAAGAUUCCUACACCAAAUGGACCCCAGGGUGGAUCAUGUCCAGGGCUCUCCACCCCACCCCAGCUACCCCUCACAGUGCUGCACCAGGUUGGAAGAAGAUUCAUCCCACUCAGUAUGGAUGUCUUUGGCCUGGUCCCUACGCUAACUUUGCUUCAUAUUGUGUUCCAAGUACCCUCAUCUUCAGAGCCUCCCUUUGCACCCACACUUUCCGUGCAGCCCGCAUACCAGAAGUACUUUGAAGGCGAGACAGUCAGGCUUAUCUGCUGGGCAUUUCGAAACCUGACUGUGCUUCAAAACGUGACGGUGCAAGGUUACCGAUUCUUCCGAGAGGGUGGGCAGCAAAUCUUCCAAAUGGCCCCAGACCCUACUGGAGAGGGCAAAAUGGAUUUUCGGGCACAAAUGAACAACACUGGAAAUUACAGCUGUGCUUACUGGCUGGAAGAAGCAGGCAAGAAGGUUCAGUCGCCCCAAAGCAAAGCCACCAGCAUCCAAGUGAAUGAGGCUCCAUUAGCUCCAUCGCUGUCUAUGAAUUCCACAUUUUCCAACCCGGGAGACUCCGUCAGCCUGGAAUGCUUAGCUCCACCUAAGGCUAACGAAAUUGUGCAGUUUCGCUUCAUUGGAGACAAAAUGGCUGGCUUAGUCAUAGCUGCACACAGUAGCUUCUAUAGAUACAACCUAACCGUCAUGGAAGACAAGACUGUGGGAACAUUCAGGUGUGCCUACAGUCAGCAUCUCUAUGGAAGAACUGUAAAUUCCCAGAUGAGCAAUCCAGUCCUCAUCCUUGGGCAAGGUGUCAGAUGGGUUCGAUUGUUGGCUGUCGGUGGGUCUUUCUUCAGCAUCAAUGGUCUCAUCUUCUUAAUCUUUCAUUGUCUUCUUUUAAGACAAAGGUAAGGCAGAUUUGGGGGGAGGGAUGGUAGAAGGGUAAUAUCUCAGAGAUUUGGGGUUUUCAUUAUCCCUAUACCUUUGAGAAGAUAUAUUGAUAAAGGUGGGACUUAAUACACCCACCGAGGGAAAGACAAGCAUAGAAAUCUUGUUUUAUCUCCAAAAUAUUUGCCUCGAUUUUCAGAGUCUUGUUCCUGAUAAGCAAGGACUCUAGUUCCCAUUAUCUGAUCAUGAGCCAUGGCUAAGGAUGAUGGGAACUAUAGGCCAACAUCUAAAGGGCCACUUUUUCCCAUUUAGGACUUAAAGCAUGAGUUUCUUGACCCACGAGCUAAAUUUGACCUUUGCAAAGAUUGGUAUAUUCCAAAAAAGUGAGAAAGGCCAGAGGAUGCUGGUGGAGCUAUGAAAGCUUAGAUAUGAUUAAAAUAAAUUAAAUGUGUUCCCUGUGAUAACUUCCU
Molecule: messenger RNA, 1340 nt
Organism: Candoia aspera
Lineage: Eukaryota; Metazoa; Chordata; Lepidosauria; Squamata; Candoiidae
Exons: 6
Coding region: 118-894 (258 amino acids)
Source: RefSeq, a predicted model, not a curated record